AUCUAAAUAAAAUGAGUUAAAAAAAAUAGCUCUUAUUGUAAAAAAAAAAUUCUUAAAUGCAAAAUAAGGAUGUCUUUACUAAUAUUUAUUUAAAAGUUGAAAUAAUUGAUGCUUCGAAUCUAUGUUUUUUGUCCGCAUCUUAACAAACCAAACCAAUGAGAAACAAUGUCGCUGAAGCUGAACACAUAAGACUCUUACUCACAGAAACCCCUCGUACCCAAUACAGCUGCAAAUGGCCUCCGUAUUAGGGACUUCUUCAGCAGCACUCUGGGCUUCUCGCCCCCUCCUUUCUCCUUCUUCAAAGCCUGCCAUCCCCUUCCCCCCAUCUCCCUCAGCAUCUCACAAGGUGCUCUGCUUUGCCACUGAUAGUCCUUCCGGAUGGUGCAGGAAGAAGUUUUAUGGACGGAUUGUGACUCCAGGUAGAAAAGGAAGGUCUCAAUUCCAUUUUGCAGUUACCAAUGUUGCAACUAGAAUUAACUCUGUUGAACAGGACCUUGAUGUUAAGGAAAGCCAGAGGCCGGUUUAUCCAUUUUCUGCUAUGGAAGGGCAUGAUGAGAUGAAGUUAUGCCUCUUGUUAAAUGUGAUUGAUCCCAAGAUUGGUGGUGUCAUGAUCAUGGGUGAUAGGGAACUGGCAAAUCCACUAUGGUUAGAUCAUUGGUUGAUUUACUUCUCGAGGUAAACUUUUUUUUUUCUUUUCACAUCUCUUUGCCCUUUUAAUUAUUUAUUUAUUUUUUAGCCAACCACAUUUUCUGAUGAUAGACAAUAAAUUAAUUACACAUAA
This is a messenger RNA of Rubroshorea leprosula, 781 nucleotides long. The record is from the annotation of a GenBank genome assembly. NCBI's taxonomy places the organism in Eukaryota, Viridiplantae, Streptophyta, Magnoliopsida, Malvales, Dipterocarpaceae.